Messenger RNA from Adineta ricciae, 1290 nucleotides. Lineage: Eukaryota; Metazoa; Rotifera; Eurotatoria; Adinetida; Adinetidae. The record is from the annotation of a GenBank genome assembly.
AUGUUAUCGACAGAAAAGUAUGAGUUCGAUCCAAGUUAUCGUGGUCAAACUGGAUCAAGUAUCGGUGUAUCCACAGUUGGUUUUCGUUCAAAUAAGUAUAAUCCGAAUGAAUGGCAUGAAAAUAACUAUGCGAAAUAUUAUCAAGCAUUUACUGAUCGUGAUGAAGCAGAAAAACAACGCUGGCAGGCCACUCGAACUGAAAAUGAAACACUCGCACUAUCGCAGCAAACACAGGCACUAUCGACAAAAAAAUUACAACAACGUUUACAUGAUGUUAAUUUUUGGAAAUUCGAACUCAAUCGAAUGAUAGAAGAUGUACGCAAUGAAACUGAUCUACUUGUUGCACAAAAGAAACGUUUAACAAAUGCAUUAGAUGCUACAGAAGCUCCUUUGCAUAUAGCUACCGAAUGUUUGGCCAAUCGAGAACGUCGCUAUGGAGAAGAUCGUGUCCACGAUCCAGUUGAUAUCGCUCUAAUGAAAGAAGUUGAGAUCAUCAAUAAUGUACAAAAUCUUUUACGACAAACAAUAAUGACUUCUGAACAGCAAAUUCGAGCCAAUCGUAAUGCGAAGCAAAAUCUUGAGAUGGAUUGGAGUAACAAAUGGGAAGCAUCUAUUGCCGAUGCCAAAGCAACAAAUCGUCGUAAUGAAGAUGUUGAUAUCAUGUUCUAUCCAGGUGUUGCUCGAAAUUAUGACAAUCAAUCCACACCUGAAUCGUGGGCACAGAAUUCUCACGAUAAUAUUGUUAAUGGACAAAAUCAAUUGAUGGCCUCAAUUCAACUUCGUUCACUCAUCGAUAGCAUUCUAGUUGACAUCUCACGUGAUAUGCGUGAGCAAGCUGAUGUAGUAGAAACCGAAUUCGGUCGACGUAUUGCCGAAAUGUCGGAUGCUAUGCAAAAAAUGAUUUAUAACAUGCGCGAAACAUUGAAAGCGAUAGCCGAGACUGAGAAGAAGAUUGAUUCACUUCGUGCAUCUAUACGUUCGAAAGAAGCACCACUUAAAGUAGCACAAACUCGUCUCAAUGAUAGACGUGCUCGACCUGGCAUUGAAUCUUGUCAUGAUCCGGCUCAAGAUCAUUUAAUCGGUGAAGUUUAUCAAUUAUCGCAAUCUAUUGAUAAUCUAACUGGUGAAUUACGUGAAGCCGAAUCGAACUUGAAGAAACUUCAUGAUGAUCAUCAGAUGAUAAACAAUCAUCAUGAGCAACGUUUUGAUUCUCACCAACGAACAAGACAGCCGUGUGAACAAUUAAGUGCAGAUUAUAAAACACAUAUGUGCAUGCAAAUAUUUGCUUAA